Messenger RNA from Phragmites australis (common reed), 1503 nucleotides. RefSeq lists its product as uncharacterized. Lineage: Eukaryota; Viridiplantae; Streptophyta; Magnoliopsida; Poales; Poaceae. The transcript is spliced from 2 exons. The record is from RefSeq and is a predicted model, not a curated record. The coding region runs from base 527 to 1126 and encodes 199 amino acids.
UUCUACUUUUUCAAGAUGGUGAUUGUGCUGGCGCUUUUGAAUUUUCGGUUAAAAAAAUAGAUUCCUUUUAUUGAAUUUGAUUUGAUUUGUGAUGGCGCCGAUUGACUUCAGCUGCAAUACACCUGCAUCAUGAUUCGUGAGGCCACAUCCAUGUUCCUCCUCUUAGAAAGAUAUAACACGCCAUGCGAAUUUAGCUACUUACUGGGCGUCAAAAGUUUGUACUGGAUGCAUGUUCAGGAAACAAGAAAGUUGAGACUGAAGGGAGGCUUAGAGCAAGGUGAGACUGAGGCAGGUUCGGUGCAGCCCCUGACGGAGUCAACUUGCAUAGGCAGAGAAAGCUACAUAUAUACUACUGCAGUUUGCAGGGCAUGCAAGCAACAAACCAUCCCCAUCAGGGGAGCCCAAGCUGGGAUGACUUGAUCCCUGGGGCUCCUCCCCAAUCCUAACCACAUUCCUGCAUUACUUGGUCAAGCAACGGGCCUUCAUGAUUGCUGAUCCAUUUGAGUAAUGCAGUUUAGCAUUUGUUAUGUGCUCGCUUCCGUCACUCGACGAUCUCCACCCCAAGCCCCAACCUCUCCAAUCAAGCACCUCCCAAAAAAAACAGCAGAUGGAGGAGCUCCAAGAAGCUGACAUCUUGUGGCCGUGGACGGAGACGACGCCGUCGCUGGAGGAGGAGGACUACUUACCGGAUCCCGAGCUGUACGAGUACGAUGCCACCGUCGUCGACUUCUCGUGCGAGCUGUUCAGUGAGACAGCUGCCUCGUCGAGCUCAAACUUGACGAUGAGCGCGCCGUUGUCUGACUGGUCGUCAUCGGACGGCUUCUUCCUCUCCGGCUCGUCCAUGGUUUCCGUCGGGCUUGAGCUCGACGCGACGGUCGAGUUCCAGGAGGCGGACGUGCUGUGGCCGGACACCGCCGAUGCGGUGGAUGACGACGCGGCGGAGUUUUGGUGGCGUUCUUGCCGUCGUGUCGAGGAGGCGGCUGCCGCUGCCGCUGCUGCUGCUGCUUGCGGCAAAAGUGAAGGGCGGAAACCUGUGGUGUCGUCCCCGAUCGAUAUACCCACCAGAGUUGAAGUUGCAGCCGCGCGUCGCCGCCCGGCGGCCGUGUUGUUUCAUCAUCGUCGGUAGCAUUCGUGGCCGCGCGUUCAGCUCAUCGGUGUGCUUUGUGUAUUUGGUCGUGAUAUGGGACUAUGGAGAUCUCUUUGCUUGUACGUAGUUCGCUUGUUUUUGAUGGUGUUGUGUAGGAAUGUUUGCACCGUGCGUUUGAAGCUGCAGAUAAAUUGAAUCGGUAGCAAGAGAAGCUGAGAUCCGGAGUACAGUGAUAUUUUUCUUUCGCGACGAAAUUUAAAUUUUGUUGCCUAGCUUUUUCUUCGUUUCAUUUUGACGAUAAGUUGCAGAGAAUGUUGUUGAAGUUUUGAGUAGGGAAUGUAAUUAAAAUCUUCCAAAAGAACUGAAGAACUAAAUCUGUGAUGAUACGAACGAAAUGCAUGCUAUUCUUGGGCUCC